Molecule: messenger RNA, 1800 nt
Organism: Diaporthe amygdali
Lineage: Eukaryota; Fungi; Ascomycota; Sordariomycetes; Diaporthales; Diaporthaceae
Exons: 5
Coding region: 1-1800 (599 amino acids)
Biological process (GO): positive regulation of transcription by RNA polymerase II
Cellular component (GO): nucleus
Molecular function (GO): transcription cis-regulatory region binding; DNA-binding transcription factor activity
Source: RefSeq, a predicted model, not a curated record
AUGUCCGAAACCAGAGUGCCCAAAAAAUUUACAUUCGUUGGUGGCCCGAGCCGCAAGCGACGACGAUGCCCGCCUCGUUCUGACAAGGCCAAUUCCCUGCCACCUCAUGCCCGUUCGAGAACAUCGCCCGCGGGCGCGAUCACCGGCACAGGAACAUGGAGGCGAACAUCCACAGACUUGCAUGCAGCAUUGAAUAAACAACCAACGAAUGCGGGACCCGCUGCGGAGGACUCAGCUGCACCUGCGUCUGGUCAAAGUGCUUCCCCAGGAACAGUGGCACCGGUGACAGCGUCUUUGGUCGAAGGAACAGAUUGCAUGGCAGUGAACGCUCCACCCGCAGCUCCCGCAUCCGACUUGUUCAGUUCUCUAUUGGGCUGGCUACAACCUUCCGAAAUAUAUCCCAACUCCUUUGUAACGCAAUCUGGUCCCGACUUUGACGAUUCUCCCACUCAACUAGGUCUUCCCUUUGGUUCGCCAGUUCCCUCUGGCCCACAUCUAGCCAAUAGGCCUUCAUCAUCAGACCUCGCUGAGGUGCCUGAGAAUAUACCAACAGGACACCCAUCUAACGCAACUGGAGAUAUCGCCAAGAAUACAAAUCUAGAUAUAGAAGAAUACAGACCGAUACCCAACACCAUAAACGACAGUCUAAGACAAUUGCUUACUCAGUAUGACCAAGAGUUUUGUAUAUGGCCUUUGACACAUGACUUCGACGCCAAUCCCUUCCGCUACCGAACAGAGGCUGAGCAAGGCCCGCCACUUCUGUGGCAUUCAAUCUUGGCGUUGUCAUACAAGCACAUCCAUCAUGAGACUGGUAGCUGCUUUGAUAGAGCUGCAAGUCAUAAGGAAAAGGCUCUGCAGCUGUUCGAUAAGUUGGAGGGCGAUGUUGGCUCGGAGAAGACCAGGGCGAACUUGCUUGACGGACUCCUAAUCUUGAUGACCUUAGAUUGUGCAACGUCUGCUCAGGGUCCAUGGGUUACCCAUUUACGACGCGCCGGGAAGAUAAUUCAAGCCCUCAAGGAAGCUGGGCUUCGGAAGACGCCGCGGGUGCAGGCACAGCUCGACAUGCUUAUCUGGUGGGAUGUGACCCUUGGCCUGACCACCCGGCAAGGCUUUGUGCUAUCGGAUACGAUUGGCGGUGUUCAACAGCCCACCAGCGGUUCUUCUUUCUUCAACAUCUCUGGCUGCCCUGCGGAACUGUUCAGAUAUAUGUUCCUACUUGGAAUAUACGCCCACGAACUCGAACUUACCUCGCAGAUGACCUGCGUCACCUUUGAUAUAGGCCCUUAUGACGACUUGGACGCUGACUUGCCUCAACCGCCGAGCGCCGUCGACCUGCCCGAGGACUGGGGUCGCAACCCCGUGGAAACAGCUCACUACGUACAAGAUUUGUACCACUCAGCUCAGGCAUGGCGAUUUGCUUUACUCGUCUACAUUGAGCGCGUGUUCAAGUGGCGUCAUGGCAGGGCAUCAAAACUGCGCAUCACUUUGUUUGCGCGCAAGGCGCUUGAUCAUACAUUUUCGUGCCGGCGGAGUGCCAUGAUGCAGAAGCAACUUCUACUUCCUGUGUUUCUUGCAGCGUGCGAAAUAGAGGACGAGGCGCUGAGAGAUGCAGCUAGAGACUACUGUAGUUGGUGGAGUGGCAAAACUAGGUACGAUAUGUUCGUGACGACUCUUGGGUUGCUCGAGGAGGUUUGGACCGCGGCAGAGGGAGACAUGGAUAGCUGGUGGGGUUCGCUAAUCGACCGGAAAUCAGGAAGUGAUACUGUAAAUUCUGCGAAGAAACAAUUUUUGUUCGGCUGA